UUAAAAAUUAUGAUCAGAGCCUUUUGUUUUGGGUCACAAAGCAGCCUUUUGUACUUGAGUCCUUCCUCCUACUUCUUCAUAGUGAGCAGGAAUCAGGACAAACAGGAAACCUGAUCCACCAACUAGCAGAGUCAGAGUCCCCUCCCUGUUGCUCUUUCUUCUCACGCCUGCAGCGCAAAACCACUCAGCAAACCACAACCGCUGCUACCUUUACAGCCGAGUGAAAGCUUAUGGUCAAAAUGAUCUUCAGCUCAGCUGAAGGUGGAUUUUGUUGCUGUCUUUGACUUGGUGGAAAACUUAAAUACACGCCUUGGAUUUGUUUUUUGGCAACAUGCAGACGCAGCUCGUUGCUGUGUGUUUGGCAAUCGUUGGCUUUCUUGGCACCAUCCUUAUCUGUGGACUGCCCAUGUGGAAGGUGACAGCCUUUGUUGGAGCGAACAUCAUCACCUCUCAAGUCUUCUGGGAAGGUUUAUGGAUGAAUUGUGUGAUCCAGAGCACUGGUCAAUCACAGUGUAAGGCCUACGACUCUAUUUUGGCUUUACCACAGGAUCUACAGGUUUCCAGGGCUCUGAUCUGUGUCUCCAUCGCUGUCAGCGUGGUGGCCAUCGGACUCACUGUGGUCGGGGCCCGCUGCACCAACUUCUUUCGUGGCGACUGGCUCACCAAAGCUAAUAUUGGCCUGGCUGGAGGUCUGUUGUUUAUAUUAGCAGGGCUUCUUUGUGUUAUUCCUGUCAGCUGGUCGGCUUACAGCAUCAUCACUGGUUUCUACAACCCCCUGCCCACCUCAGAGAGGAGGGGAGAGCUCGGGGCUUCCAUAUAUGUGGGCUGGGCGUCUGGAGCUCUACUCAUCAUCAGUGGAGGGGUGUUGUGUAGCACCUACAGAUGCUGAGGAUGAGGAGAAGAGAGAGAGGAGGAGAGUACACAACGCUAUAAGUCAAAUACAAGCUGAUGUUCAAAAUGUGCAGUUAUGUUUAUAAUGUGAUGGACUUUCUCUGCUUCAGUCUUUAAUAAAAGCUACUUUUUCAACAUUUGUUUCAACCUUAGUUAAAUGCUCUUUGACAACUAAUCUUUGUAAAAUAUGAAAGUGUGUAGCAUAUUGAAGUGUUGUACGACCAGCGCUUGCGAAGUGAAGAAUGAAAAAAUGGAGUCUGGUUGAGCCGAUAAAAAAAUGUUUAAUGCAGAGAUCUGAGUUUAUGGGGUGUGUUUUAGUAUGUGCAGAACACAUUAUAAAUGCUGCAAGAAUAGUUAGACCUUUAAAGACCAGUGAUGUCAUUUUUACACAAUUUCUUAAACAGUACUUUUUUACUGUGUGGUGAUGAAAUGUGUCUUUGUUUGCAACAGUUUGAAAGUUUCACUUAUUUUGGGAAUUUCAGAGACAACGUUCUGGAAAUAAACCAGCUAAAUAAAAAGUAAUUAUUACUCUUUUAUCACAUGACAGUUGUGAAAUAAGAUGAAUUGUACUGGAAACAACUUAAAUGUCUUCCCAUCUUUUAUCCUCAGUAUUGAGUAAUAACAAUAUGUUUGCUGUUGCUUUGCAUGCUUUGCCAUGUCAAGUGGAGGAAACUAUGAAUGUAUGUUUGUAUCUUAACAAAUCAAUAAAUUCACCCUGUAUAUUUGUA
Messenger RNA from Sander lucioperca (pikeperch), 1619 nucleotides. RefSeq names its product claudin-4-like. The record is from RefSeq and is a predicted model, not a curated record. Gene Ontology annotation, biological process: bicellular tight junction assembly; cell adhesion. Gene Ontology annotation, cellular component: plasma membrane; bicellular tight junction. Gene Ontology annotation, molecular function: structural molecule activity. The transcript has a single exon. Lineage: Eukaryota; Metazoa; Chordata; Actinopteri; Perciformes; Percidae. Bases 332 to 889 code for a protein of 185 amino acids.